GUACCAGUAUGUACAGUACAGUAGUAUCAGAGUCGAGAGGAGUCAGAUAUUUCGUUUAGUUACUGUCUGAGUAAUAUCGCGUCAUGUAAUCUCUGAUUAUUGCAACGAUACAUAGCUUCAUCCAAGUUUUGCAUUCACUUUUGUUUGAUAUACAGUCGCGUUUACGAGCUACAAUUUUUCGUGCGUGGAACUUCAAAGCUUCAAAAUGCGGAGACCUCGACGUCGCGGCUACUGCUCGCGACGACGCCAGUGCACCGGCUGAGAGAGCAGCCUCGAACGCGCGUCCAUUGAGAGAGUGAGAGCCUAUACGCGAAGAAAGAGAGAGAGAGAGAAAGGACGAUCUCGCAGUUGAAAUCUCUAACAGUGUACAUAUUGUACGUGGUGAAGCGGGACAGAGUGCAGUGUACCUAUGCCCCUUUCGGUGCGACACCUCCUCUUCUGGACGAGGAGGAAGAAGCAGCAGCAGCACCAACGAGUGAAACUCGUCUAGUCGACGUUUCAGAGAACUGUUGCAUCUUUGCCGACGCAUCUUUUCUCCCCUCGCAGACACGAGAUAUAUACAGCCAGACUUCUAUUUAUCUCGAGCCAAGAUGUCAUCUGGUCACAGCAGCAGAAGUCGAGCAGUGCAGAUCAGCUCGAUCUUCCAGAAGCUGCAAGGUCGUUUUGCUGACGCAAUGACGCCACCAAAACUCUCCACAGACAAACGAAUGCUUGAUAAGACGUGGAAAUUAAUGGAUAAAGUUGUGAAGCUUUGUCAGCACCAACGCAUGAACCUAAAAAAUUCUCCACCUUUCAUUCUGGAUAUAUUGCCAGACACAUAUCAACGACUGAGGCUCAUUUAUAGCAAAUAUGAAGAUCGUAUGCAUGUUCUUCACAACAAUGAGCAUUUCUGUGUAUUUAUAAACAAUCUAAUGAGAAAGUGCAAACAGGCCAUCAAACUGUUCAAGGAGGGCAAGGAAAAAAUGUUUGAUGAAACUUCUCACUACAGAAGAAAUUUAACAAAACUUAGUUUGGUGUUUAGUCACAUGCUUUCUGAACUGAAAGCCAUAUUUCCUAAUGGAGUGUUUGCUGGUGAUCAGUUUCGCAUUACUAAAGCAGACGCAGCCGAAUUUUGGAAGGAGCGUUUUGGCAACAGUACACUCGUACCAUGGAAAGUGUUCAGGCACGAGUUGAAUCAGGUUCACCCUAUAAGCUCAGGACUGCAGGCGAUGGCGUUGAAGUCAACGAUAGACCUCACGUGCAACGGCUACAUAUCCAACUUCGAGUUCGACGUUUUCACAAGGUUGUUCCAGCCGUGGUCGUCAUUGCUACGCAACUGGAAGAUCCUCGCGGUGACGCAUCCCGGUUACGUGGCUUUCCUCACGUACGACGAAGUGAAGGCGCGUCUGCAAAAAUAUUGCAUCAGCAAGCCCGGUAGCUACGUGUUCCGGCUAAGCUGCACGAGGCUUGGGCAGUGGGCCAUCGGCUACGUCACUUCGGAUGGUGACAUUCUGCAAACCAUACCGCAUAAUAAGAGCCUUUGCCAAGCGCUGCUUGAUGGCUAUCGGGAAGGAUUCUACCUGUAUCCAGACGGUCGCAAUGCAAAUCCAGACCUCACGUGGGCGGUGCAACCGACACCUGAGGAGCACAUUAAGGUCACUGCCGAGCAGUACGAGCUCUAUUGCGAAAUGGGUAGCACUUUUCAGCUGUGUAAAAUCUGCGCCGAGCACGACAAAGACGUACGGAUAGAACCCUGCGGACACUUGCUCUGCACGCCAUGUCUCACCGCUUGGCAGGUAGAUUCCGAAGGUCAGGGUUGUCCAUUCUGCCGAGCGGAGAUAAAGGGUACCGAACAGAUUGUCGUCGAUCCAUUUGAUCCACGGCGGACGCAUCGUCAAGGUGCUCAAUCUGCCACAGCAAGUAACUCGUCGACACCGACUAAGGAUUUGGAUCCCGACACCGAGGCAAUAAUGGAACUAAUAAAUGGCAACGGCAAUUCUUUAUCGGACGAAGAGGAUGACUCUUCACCAGCAACGUCACCGCCGCCAUCCCGACGAAUAGUACCAAGUCCACCACUGCCACCACGACGAUCAUCGCCAUCGCCUACAUCAAACCAACCGAUUAUACGGAACAACGCGACCGGCAGACAUCUCGCCGUGCCCAAGGAGAAUGCACCUCCGCCGCCGGCGAGUACACAGCAGCAGCAAUCUACGGCGCCGCCUGCCGUUACGGUUAUUCUGUCGGCAAAUAACGAUAAUGUUACACCGAACAACAAAGCCAACAGCGAGGCCAGAUACGACAUGCUUCACCGAGCGUCGUCGCUGUCGCCAGUGGCACCAGCGCCGCCGACGGUGAUAAGGCCGCACAGCGCGAGGCCCGCGGCGAUCGCCAAUCGGGCCACGGUGCCGCCGGCUCUGCCUGAGAAAUCGGCCGCGAGGACGGCGAUGCAGCCAUCGGUACCGCCGCCGCUGUCCAUCGCCAGGCCGCCCAAACCAAAGGACAGCCAGAAACAGGACCACCUCUACGAGAACACCAUCAUGAUCGCCGGCACGAAGCAGCACGUCGUGAAAAAUAUCAAUCUCGAGAUGAGUAAAGAGCGACUGACAGCACUGAUGAAAGGCAAAGACGAAAGCGGCAGGCCGAUACCGAAGACCACGGAGAACGCCGCCUACGAAAAUAUCAACGUCGAGCAUAUAUCCAGACUGAUGGCGCUCGGCUUCGCCCAGGAUGCUGUCAUCCGAGCGUUGGGCAUCACGAGGAACGACCUGGAAAUGGCCUGCGACAUUCUUCACGAGUUCGCGCAGAAAUCUUCCUGACCAGCAAGCAACGGCGAGGAGUCCUGACCACCGGUACCGGCCAGGCGAUAUUUAUGACGGGGGGCUCGUAUUAUGAAAAACAAGAAUUACCUACCUCCGCUGCAAGCUGAUAACAAUUGACACGUUGGCCUUCUAUGAGCGAAGAACACUCGUUUAUGAAGAUGGCCGAACGAACGAAGAUUUCAUUUUUUUUUUCAAAAGAGGCGCGUAGACUAGAAAAUCGUGUAGAGCUUUUAGGAAAAGCUAUUCUCUGGUUUUUCUGUUCACACUUCGUUCGAUCGCCUUGUCGUCGCUCAUCAUCAUACAUUGCUUUCGCGAUUUAACAUAAAUUAACAAAAGCAAACAAACGACCAGUCCGACUUUAUCUCUGUACAUUGCGACAUGUGUAGAUAUUUUUUGCGAAUGACGUAGUUGACGAGAUGGACGUUUGUCUCAUGGGAGACGAGAGGAUGAGACUGAGCUUUUCUUUUUUCCUGGGGCAUAUUAUUUUGUUAUACUUUGUUCGUCUGUCUUAAUCUAUGAUGUUAAUUAGUACAACUGUUGCAUCGAAAAUAUCGGAACACACGCUAGUUCUGCAUUGUAGUUACUUGUGAAUGAACGACUGCAACUUUUCUUGAGAAUGAUUAAAUUUUCUUGAUAUUGUGCAAUUUUCGAAAUCAUUAUUUACAAAUCAAAUAGAGAUGAACACUUCCCGAAUCUGUUAAAUGCCAGAGGCUAAUAAUUUUUUUUCUUCGAGCUUGAAAUCGCAAAUCAAUCUCUUAUAAUGUAUAUAUUGAGCCUAUGCUUAUAAAUCGAUCAAACAGUAUACGUUUAUGUAACAUCAAAACUGACACAUUUAGAGUUUUUGAGCAAAUAUAUAUAUAUAUAUAUAUAUAUAUGUACAAAGAUGUUCUUAGUCUUUUAUAUAAACGACCAAUGUUUAGACUUGUUCAAUAAUUGUCAACUUUAUUAGCAUCUUGUAAAAAUACUAAAGUUAGAAAAACCGUCGAUAGGAAUUUGUUGACGAUACAAUGAUGAAUUUGAUUUAGCUAAACAUCAUGCAAUAAAUUAAUUUUUUAUUUAAAAGAAAGAAACUCACAACGUAUAGCGAGUUUUCCGAUAUUUUUAUGCUAUUCCAGAAGUUGUAAAAAGUUAUAUAACAUUUUGUCACGUAUGUAUAAUUUGAAUGUAUAUAUAGUAUCGGUUUAUUAUCGCAAAAAUAAUUUCAAUCAUUUGAUUGAAUCGAAAGAAAAAGGUCCAGAUUUUUAUCGUAAUUUCUUUCGUUUAGUCGUUAAAUUAACUUUUAUUUAGCUUGAAAUUUUAUGCAUCUUCUUAAUUGAAUUUGUGCUGUAACACAUACUUUGGAAUAAGUUAUUUAUUACUUAUUAAGAUUUUUCUAUACGAAUCUCUAUGAGUGAGAGUGCGAAUAUAAUUAUGAAUUUAAAAAAAAAACAAGUAAAAGUAGACAUUUUUUAUUGGAAGUACACUCUUACUAUAAGUUACCUCAUUAGAACAUUUAAUCAUUCAUAUAUCAAUCGUUAAAAAUAACUAUUGCAUAUUUCAUAUUUAUUUAUUGUAUUGAAAAAUAUUGUGAUAUUUAAGUUUAUUCUUGUAUGUGUCUUUCUUCACCAUUCAUAAUCAAAUAAUUUUGCCCCUAUGUAUGUAAAAAUAAAUAGUUCAACGUUGCUGUCGAUCAGCCAAUGAAAGAAAUGAAACACAUUUUAACAAAGGACAGUGCAUUUACUAACUCUAAUAUUUAUGAGUGAUAGAUCGAUUGAAUUUGUGCUAGAAAUAAUUUCAGCUGCAAUGCUAGUAAAUAACUCCUUUUUUUAUAUUAUACUCAUUGACGCAUAGUUCAAAAAUCAUAAAUAAGAAGCUAAAUAUUUUUCUACUAGUAAAUCCAAUUUCGUCAUCGUUGAUUCAUCAAUCAUAUCAUACAGAAAUGCCAUCAUAAAGUAUUGUAGUUGAAUAUAUUCUAUUAAAUAAUCGUGUUAACAAAAAAUAAAAAAUUUGUAUGAGAUUACAUCUAAACAUUUGUUUAUUGUUUUGUCCUUCUUAUAAUACUGUUCAAAAAGUAUAUGUAUUUACAACUUUAAUGGUAAGUUUCUUGCAUCACAAAUAUACAAAAAAUUAAUGAAAAUUCCUUAAGACAAUCUGAAAAAAGUGCAACCUUGAUUGAAACAGGAACAAAUUGUUGUUGUACUAAUGAAUUAUAAUAAUGUUCAGAGAAUUGGAUUUGCAGUUGAUCCAUGUAAACAUUUAUCUGGUUAUAGUUUUCAUUCAUCAUUAAAAAAAUUGACAAUAUUGUCGCAGAAGUAAAUGAUCUUCAAGUUCAUUAACUAUGUAUCUCUUUCUAACUUUCAAAAGUACAAUUAACUACGACUAUCUAUCAAAGUGUCAAUGUUCAAGUUCUUUCUUGAAUCUGUUAUCAAUGAAAAAGAAAAAAAGAAAAAGAAAAAACGCUAGUAAUGCAAUACUUGUAAAAACCUUCUUCCUUUUAAGAUUACGUAAACAUCGAUAAAGAUGUCAAUGAUGUCAAUGGUUAUUAUAACAAUUUUACCGUGAAACAAUUGUCAUUAAUGUUUUAGUAAAAAUGGACAACUUUUAUUGCUUUGAAGUAGAAACUUCUAUUACUAACAUCAUUUCACUGCAACGCUGCGUAUAAAAAACACCUAACAAACAAACAUAAAACAUCUGUACAUCCCUUUAUAGUAUAUGAGAUAAUUCAAAAAUUUAUUGAUUAAAGCAAGAGUGUUUAAUUAAAAGUUUUAAAAGACGUUCAUUUAUACUGCCAAUGUCAUAACUAGAAAACAUUAAAAAAUUUACUGUACCAAUUGUUUAUUUGUCAAGUCAUGUUAAAAAAAGAAUUUUCUUGCAGUAUAUCAAGUCUUAUGUGUAAAUGACUGUUUAAUUAGACUCAAAUUACGAAAAUAUGUUACACGAAGCGUGAUUGAAAAAUGAAAACAAAAAUUAUAAUUCGAUACUAAGCACCUGACUAAUUAAAUUUCUGAUCAGCGCACCAGACUAGUAAAUGUAAUGUCCUAUUUUUCUACAUUGAAUAUUAUCGUUAUUGUAUCCUGUAAUGUGUUAUUAUUCAUGUAUGAGUAAGUUAUCUAGAGUUAUUUAAUUAAAAAGGGAAAAACGAAUGAUUCAGGGCCUUGAAAGCUUUGAACGAAGAACUAUUAGAACAGUCAUAUUAUUGUAACUUAGAAAUUAAAUAAUGAAUUACCUAUGUGGUGCAAUACAUAGUGUAAAGUUUUUCUUAAUUUAAUCAUCGUCUGUAUAAAUUAUUUUAUGUAUUUCUCGAAAAUAAA
This is a messenger RNA of Phymastichus coffea, 6088 nucleotides long. RefSeq names its product E3 ubiquitin-protein ligase CBL (gene Cbl). Gene Ontology annotation, molecular function: ubiquitin protein ligase activity; phosphotyrosine residue binding; SH3 domain binding. Gene Ontology annotation, biological process: negative regulation of epidermal growth factor-activated receptor activity; cell surface receptor signaling pathway. Gene Ontology annotation, cellular component: membrane raft; plasma membrane. Lineage: Eukaryota; Metazoa; Arthropoda; Insecta; Hymenoptera; Eulophidae. Bases 591 to 2795 code for a protein of 734 amino acids. The transcript has 10 exons. The record is from RefSeq and is a predicted model, not a curated record.